Callorhinchus milii (elephant shark) is the source of this 4930-nucleotide messenger RNA. RefSeq names its product contactin associated protein 1 (gene cntnap1). The record is from RefSeq and is a predicted model, not a curated record. Lineage: Eukaryota; Metazoa; Chordata; Chondrichthyes; Chimaeriformes; Callorhinchidae.
AAAUUCCGCAUCUCCCGAAAAGCGCAGAGGACGGAGGUGGACGGACGGACGGACGGACGUUGUGCGGUGCGGCUGCCGCAAUGCCGCGACUUGCACUGCCGCUCCUCCUGCUGUGGGUCGGCUGCAGCCUGGCAGAACGGUGCGUAGAACGGCUGGUGCAGCAGCAAUACUCCAGCUCGUUCACGGCUUCCUCCUAUUACUCAGCUUUGUACACUCCCAGUUAUGGGAGGUUUCAAGGCAGCGGUGGGUGGUCACCCCAGACCUCCGAUCGGUUGCCCUGGUUACAGGUCAACCUGUCAAAAUCAAAGAUCAUCGCCAUUUCCACCCAAGGAACCUACAACUCCAACGACUGGGUGACCAAGUACCUGUUCCUCUACAGCGACCAGGGAAAGAACUGGAAGCCUUUCUACCAGCAGGGACAUAACUGGACCUUUGCAGGGAACCAGGAUAGUGACACAGAGAAGCGACACCUCCUGUGGCGGCCCGUCCUGGCACAGUUUGUGCGCUUUGUUGCCAUUAGCUGGAGGCGAGGACAUGCUGUUGGACUGCGAGUGGAGGUGUUUGGUUGUCCGUAUGACUCGGAAGUCAGCUCCUUUGAUGGCAAUUCCACGCUCUCCUACAAGUUUGGAAAUAGCCAGAGCACACACACACUGAGGGACAGCAUUUCCUUCAACUUUAAGACCUUGGAGACAGAUGGGUUGCUUUUGCACAGUGAAGGGAAGGAGGGAGAUUACAUUACGGUGGAGCUUGAGCGAGCGAGACUGCUGUUUCACAUCAAUCUAGGCAGCAGUAAUGUUCAUUUAGUGAAUGGUGAAACCUUGGUCACACUUGGGAGUCUGCUCGAUGACGAUCACUGGCACAUGGUGACUAUUGAGCGCUAUGGACCUUACGUCAAUCUGACGCUUGAUGGUGAUGUUGAACACAUCCGCUGCAAUGGGAACUUUGAUCACCUGGACUUGGAUUCGCAGAUUUUCUUUGGUGGGAUGGUAACUGGUGAUAAGCACAGACUGAAGGAGAAGGCCAAUUUCCGCGGCUGCCUGGAGAACAUCAUGUACAAUAACGUCAGUGUGUCUGCUCUGGCCCGAGCCAAGAACCUGGAAAUCCACACCACGGGUGACGUGAUGUUCCGUUGUCCAGAUCUGCUCUACCACGAGAUCCCCUUCAGCCCGAUCACCUUUUCAUCACCCAACAGCUACAUCCAGGUGCCGUCAUACCCCAGCCAGAGCCAGUUCACCCUCAGCUUCCGCUUCCGAUCCUUUGACAACAGUGGCAUGUUACUCUUCAGCAACUUCUCAGACGGGGUUGGUUCCUUCGAGAUGGGUUUGAGCAACGGACAGAUCAAUAUCACCUUCCUGCAGACUGGCCACAAAACCCUCGAGUUUGCUGCAGGACACAACAUGAGUGACGGACACUGGCACUCCCUGCAGCUCACAGCCAGAAUGGAUACCGUUAUUGUUACCAUUGAUGAAGAUGAAGGUGCAGCCGUGCGGAUCAACAGCGCCCUGCGGGUCUCUACCGGAGACUAUUACUUCCUGGGAGGCUGUCCCAAACGUGUCCGAGCCUAUGGCUGUUCGUCAAACCUGAGCACCUUCCACGGCUGUAUGCAGGAGAUCCGGGUGGAGAAUCGGCUGGUAGACCUGGAGCUGGUAAAGCGGCGCAGACUGGGUAGCUACGCCGAGAUGCUCUUCAACACGUGUGGGAUAGCAGACAGGUGCACCCCGAACCUGUGUGAACAUGGUGGGAUUUGCAUACAGACCUGGGACAAUUUUGAAUGUGACUGCCAUAGGACGGGGUACAAAGGACCGACCUGCCAUAACUCUCUCUAUCCGGAGUCCUGCCACCACUAUCGGCUUCUUGGGGUCAGAACAUCAGGAAACUACACCAUCGACCCGGACGGCAGUGGCUCCGCCCGGCCCUUUGUGGUUUACUGCACAAUGACAGAGGACACGGCCUGGACCACAGUGUUCCACCUACAGGAGCGUGACACCAAGGUGACGGGCUCCAGCCUGGAGAAGCCAUUCGUGGGUCACAUCGAUUACUACAACAACACAGAGGAGGAGAUCGCUGCCAUCACACUGGGGGCUGAGUAUUGCGAACAGAAAAUUGCCUUCUCUUGUUACAGGUCGCGACUCCUGAACAGUCCCUCUGGGCUGCCCUACGCAUGGUGGCUGGGACGGGAGGCUGAGAAGCAUUUCUACUGGGGCGAUGCCAGCCCAUGGGUACAGCGCUGCUCCUGUGGGAUGCACAGGGGCUGCAGUGACCCCAAGUAUUACUGCAACUGCGACGCAGAUUACAAGCAGUGGAACGCUGACAGGGGUUUGUUGAAGUACAGAGAGCACCUGCCGGUCACUAAAGUGGUCAUCGGUGACACCAACCGCACAGGCUCCGAGGCCAGGUUCCAUGUCGGCCCCCUGCGCUGCUACGGGGACGGUGGCUCCUGGAACGUUGCCUCCUUUGUACACGGGAACUACCUGAGUUUUCCCACCUUCAUGCCCGGCCCCAGUCUGGACAUCUCGUUCUACUUCAAGACCACGUCCUCUUCAGGAGUCUUCCUGGAGAACUCGGGCAUCGUCGACUUCAUCCGGCUGGAGCUACGCUCUAACAGGGAGGUGGCUCUUGUGUUUGACGUCGGCGAUGGCCAGGAGCAGUUGUUGGCCAGGUCACCCGUUGCCUUGGACGACGACGACUGGCACUGGGUACAGGCCGAGAUCAACGUGGUGUUCGCCCGCCUGAAGCUGGACGAGCUGCCGUGGCAACGGAGAGAGGCUCCCCCCCAGAGCUACGUCAACCUGCGGUUUAACAAGCCCCUGUUUGUGGGCGCGGCUGAGUACAGGCUCCAGGCGUUCUUCGGCUGUAUCCGGGGGCUGAAGAUGAACGGGGAGAUCCUGGACCUGGAGAAAAAAGCCAAUGAGACCGAGGGGGUGAACGCGGGCUGCGUGGGGCACUGUGAGAAGCCGCGGGUGGAGUGUCAGAACGGAGGCCGCUGUAUCGAGCGUUACAGCACCUACACGUGCGACUGCAAUGCCAGCGCCUUCGAUGGACCAUUCUGCAGCAAGGUUGUAGGAGGAUAUUUCGAGCCUGGCACCUACAUCCGCUACUCGUUCCAGUCAGUGGUGAGUGCUGUGGCCGGCACAAUGGCCAACUUGAUGCUCCCCUUGAUCCCCGGCCACAACCUGACCAACGAGGAGAUUGUCUUCAGCUUCUCCACAGAGCAGCCGCCCGGAGUUCUGCUGUACGUCAGCUCCUACACACGUGACUACAUGGCCGUGGUCAUCAGACACGAUGGAAGCCUGGAGCUUCGCUAUCGGCUGGGUGGCUCUGCCUAUCCCUACACCAGAACCAUUGCCAAAGACAACAUGGCGGACAACAAACCUCAUCGGGUCAACAUCACCAGGCGAGACCGCGAGGUUUACACACAGGUGGACGAGCUGCCUGUAAUGAGGGAGAAGCUGUCUCUGUGGGGAGAUAAGAAUUUUGAUUCUCCCAAGUCGCUUUUUCUGGGCCGUGUGAUGGAGAUCGGAGUGUUGGACCCGGAUAUUCAGCGCUUCAACACGCCCGGCUUCACUGGGUGUCUGGCCGGAUUUAGCUUCAACGGCAUUGUGCCCAUCAAGGCAGCUCUGCGAAGCGAUGUCAACCACACGGUCAAUGUCUCGGGCACCCUGCUGGAGUCCAACUGUGGUGCACCUCCCGUCACCCUGUCCCUUGUCUCUCUAGAGGAAGAUCCUUGGCAAGUCCACCCAGAUACGCCUCGGUUUGGAUAUGACGGACUGGGUGCAGUGCUAGCAGGCAUUUUCGUGGCUCUGUUCCUCUUCCUGCUGCUGGCCUUCCUGCUCUUCCUCUUCCUCUAUUAUUACCGUCACAAGGGCAGCUACCUGACCAACGAGGCCAAGCCGCUGGAGCCCUCGGGAAGCUCCCAGCCUGCACCCCCCAAGGAGGCAAACCUGGAGAAAAUUAACGAGGAGCCCAGGAGCGAAUAGCUCCGAGCGCGCGGUUCCAGUCUUGCCGGGAACAAGGUUACAUUUUGGGGCGUGGGGAUGGGGUGGGGAUGGCAUGGUAGGGGAGGGGGAGAAAAACGAUGGGAUUGUAUCCCAUUAUCCAGCGUGGUUUUGAGUUUGCGUUCACUCCCUGGCACCUUCAUCACCAGUCGAUCGACGUGUCGUCAGCCAUGUUCGGAGCGAAGCUGUGUGUCGCUGAGCCGCUCUUUGAGAAUUACAANUUUUUUCUACCAAAGCCCCCGCUGGGCCCCCUCCCAUCCGCCUCCCCCCCACCCCCCUUCCGUCUCCCCCUCUGUACCCGAGCUGCCGAAUCCCAGAAGAAACUGCCUCCGUAACCGCAGUUCCAGGGAGAGGCGCCAUGCGACCCGGAGCCUCCUGCUCUGUAACCGGUGCCCGCUUCACGCAAUACUCGCUCCUGGUGCAUGAACAGGACCCUCCCGCUAGGCUCCAAGCCAACACCCACCACCCACCCACCCCUCGCCCCCCCGCUGCUAUAAGCAAAUCAGCUGCUUUCCCAGAAUUUUUACUUCUUUUUACUGCUUCCGUUCACAAGUCCGUUGUAUAAGCAAAACAUUGUAUAAAGUUUUUAAUUGUAUAAUCUUGUAUAUAGUGUACGGUUUCCCGAACCUGCGGAGACCAGCUACUCGUAGUCACGAUACCCAACCUCCCUCUAUUCCCCCCUCCCCCCCAACACGGGACAUGUCGAUGUUUCGCUGAUUAUACUUGGGAGACUUUGCUGCUACUUUCAAAUUCUUGUCCAUAAUUGCCCCACCGUUUGCUCUGCUGUCCUGACUCCCACAGCAUCUUCCCACACAAGCCGCAGACCGUCCAGAACUCUGCCGCCCGUGUCCUCUCCCACCCCAGGCUCCACCAACCUAUCACCCACCUUUCUCCCCCCACUUCUUCCAUUCCCGCUCGCUCGGCUCCACUGGCUC